AUGGUCUCUGACUUUGUGCGACUGCAUGUAACGCCCUUAAAUCCCGAUCUUCUUCAGGUCGUUGUCGGUCCGCACCUACUCAAGUUGGUCUCCAAUUUGUCCUAUCACUCGAUCCAGACCUUUCCCGAGAACAGUUACGGCUACUUUGACCUCCCUACCAUGGAAGCCGACAAAUUGAAAAAGAAGCUCAACGGGGCAAUAUUGAAAGGCAGAAAAAUUAGAGUGGAAGAGGCCCGGCCGACGAAGCGCAGGCGUGUCGAGGAUUCCAGCAAAGACGACGAUCCCAGCGCGGAGCUGAAGCGAACGAAGCGAAAGAGAUCCAAAGAGCGCAAUGUCAUUCAAGGCCACGAACUCCCCGCGGCCCGCAAAGUGAAACGCGGCUGGACAGAAGCCAAGUCCACCAAGACAAGCAAAAAGAACAAAGGCAAGGCAGCUUCGUCCAGCUCAAAAUAUACCGAUAAAGAUGAGGCGCUUUUUCGAACCAAGGUUCCGCCCAAUAAACUCGACAAUGUAGAAGUGGCGAGGAAGGAGAAGGGCAAACCGAAGAAGAAAGGCACCCAACAAGUGGUGCAUGAGUUUGAGAAGUCUACAAUGCAACCUUCCUUCCUCAAACAAGAUAUUGGGCUAGGUAUCAAAGGAAAUCUACAGUACAUCGAGGGAGAGGGUUGGGUCGACGAACAAGGCCUGGUGGUCGAAAAGGAACACGAGCACGUUUCUAAGCACCGCGAGAUAAUCAAACGACGACCACAGUCGGACCAUGCAGCUGGAAAACGACGACGUCAGUCUCCACCGCCUCUAUCGUCCUCGUCCGCCUCCAGUGAAGACGGUGAUGAAGUCGAGGUGGAUUCGAGCUCUUCAGAUGUUGAGCAAAAGGAGGAUACGAGUAGCUCGGGUUCUUCAUCCGAGUCAGAAUCCGAGGAAGAGGCAGCCAGGAGCGCAUCAGCCCGCGGCACCUCGGAAACUGAUGCGCAAUCAGGGGUGCAUCCGCUGGAGGCUCUCUUCAAGAAGCCGACAGCGCCUGUUCCACAGGAUAUUGCAAAGCCAUCAUUGGAGAUUUCGACGUCAUUCUCCUUCUUUGACUCGGGAAAUCCUGAAGACCUUGCAGAAGAGCCUGUCAUCCCAUUGACGCCGUUCAGCUCUCAGGACAUCCGUUACCGCGGAUUACGGAGCGCUGCCCCUACGCCUGACACCGCCCAUCCUAGCCGGUUCAAUAGCUAUGGCAGUUCUGGACUCCCAGGAGACGAGGAGCCGCAGGGAGACGACGCAGAUCAAGCUAGUGAAGCCGAGUUUGGCGUUAAUUCGGGGUCGCGGGAACAGCCCAAGGAGCGGGCAUCCCGAUCGCAGAGUGAUUUCGAGAAGAAGUUCUGGGAGAAUCGAGCCGAAAACAAUCGGUCUUGGAAGCUGCGGCGCAGGACUGUGCUCAAGGAGAAGCGGCAGCGGGAGAACAAGGCGCGAAGACCCCGGAAUUGGUGA
This is a messenger RNA of Cladophialophora immunda, 1473 nucleotides long. RefSeq lists its product as uncharacterized. The record is from RefSeq and is a predicted model, not a curated record. The transcript has a single exon. Lineage: Eukaryota; Fungi; Ascomycota; Eurotiomycetes; Chaetothyriales; Herpotrichiellaceae. Bases 1 to 1473 code for a protein of 490 amino acids.